Molecule: messenger RNA, 1486 nt
Organism: Gryllus bimaculatus (two-spotted cricket)
Lineage: Eukaryota; Metazoa; Arthropoda; Insecta; Orthoptera; Gryllidae
Source: the annotation of a GenBank genome assembly
ACAGCCCUCGAGGUCUGUCGCAAGACGCCAGGAAAGUAAACAGACGUUCCGUAUCUCCAUACUCGUAGAACCUGAGAAUAUUUUUGGUUAUGUGGGUGAUGCGUGAGCUGCGUGUGAGUAAAUACCGGUGUGUAGAGUAGUGUAGAGCACAAUUCUAAACUGAUUAUCGGCAGCUGAGUCAUCAAACAAUAUGGAACCCUUUUAUACUGCUUUAAAUGCAGUCAAGGUAUUAAGAUCGAGCGUAGGACAUGUUUUUGACACUCUAGGAAAUGGUGUUAGAGCAGAUCAUGGAGAAGAAAAUAAGGAUAAUAAAUUUCUACUUGAAUUGCAAGAGCUCUUAAGCACCGUCAAUGUUAAUUUGAGAGAAUUAGAUCAAGCGGUAAAUAGCUUAACACCACCUCCAGGUCCUUUCAAUCUGGGUAACUCUACAUAUCUUACACAAGAGUGUACCCUUGAACGACAAGCAUUAUAUGCUGAUUUGGUGAAAUCAUAUAAAUGGACGGACAAGGUUCAUGAGUAUGGAAAUCUGGCUGUCACUUUGUUUAGCCAAAAUUCUCUGAAAAGAUCAUACAUAAAUUCAAGCAGCAAAAGAAGACGAAUGCAAACCAGUAGUCACAAUGUUCCACCUCAGUAUGUGUUUCUUUCUGUGACAAAUAUGAUGGUAGAAACUGUUGAUCAAGUGAUUGGUAAUAUUGAUCGGCAAUUCAGUGAUAUGAGUGUUACCAUUCAGAGGCCAUAUGCUACAAAUGCUGUGCUACAGAUUACGCUAGGCCGGAUCCUGAAAGCUAUGGCAGCUUUCAAGGGCCUAAUGAUUGAAUGGGUUGUGGUCAAAGGUCAUGGUGAAACUUUGGAUUUAUGGACAGAAUCUCGCCAUAAGGUUUUCCGAAAAGUAACAGAGAAUGCUCAUGCUGCCAUGCUACAUUUUUAUUCUCCAACCAUGCCUGAAUUGGCUGUUCGCUCGUUUAUGACUUGGUUUCACAGUUACAAUACUUUAUUCAGUGACCCUUGCAAGCGAUGUGGUAACCACCUUCAUAGUGCUCUGCCACCCACAUGGAGAGAUUUCAGAACUCUUGAGCCUUUCCAUGAGGAGUGCAAACCAUAGUAAUAAGCCAAGGAACCAAAUCUGAAUAACUCAGAUAACAUCAUUGGAAUUGAGCACGAUAAGAGCAACACUCUUCCUUAUUAACAAACUCUUUGAAACACCAUCCAGUUCAAACGUAAUUAUAUUUGUGACAGAAAACUAGCCAGAGAAGAAUUCAGUGAAAGAUAUUUUAUACAAAAUGAGGACAUUCCAGUGGUUUGAUGCAUUUCAGAAGAAAUGUGUUUAGUUUUCACAUAGAAGUAAAAACUGUAAAAUAUUUAAUAUAAUUUAUACCUUAAAGUUGAUAUUUGAAGUGAUGUGUGAAUGGAAUGUUCUGUUUAUUGGCAUUGCAUUUUCUAUUAAAAUAUUUGUAUAUAUUACUUAGUGUAAUGUUCUGCCCUUCUC